This is a messenger RNA of Aphis gossypii (cotton aphid), 1460 nucleotides long. RefSeq names its product ribose-phosphate pyrophosphokinase 2 (gene Prps). The coding region runs from base 119 to 1270 and encodes 383 amino acids. Gene Ontology annotation, biological process: 5-phosphoribose 1-diphosphate biosynthetic process; ribonucleoside monophosphate biosynthetic process; purine nucleotide biosynthetic process. NCBI's taxonomy places the organism in Eukaryota, Metazoa, Arthropoda, Insecta, Hemiptera, Aphididae. The transcript has 8 exons. The record is from RefSeq and is a predicted model, not a curated record. Gene Ontology annotation, molecular function: magnesium ion binding; ribose phosphate diphosphokinase activity. Gene Ontology annotation, cellular component: cytoplasm; ribose phosphate diphosphokinase complex.
AGUACUGACGGUCGCCACCACCGACGACAGCGACGAUCUUUCGGUGGGGUACGCGCGGCAGCCGGUAGGCGGGCGUUCGCAUAGUGUUACGAAUUACGAUGAUCGCUGCUGUGGUAGUAUGCCUUUGUUAUCAUCCGAACCCAUUCGCGCCAGGUGUCUAGUAAAAUCGAAUUUGGUCUCGACCCGAGCAAACGUCGCCAACAACAGAAUGCCAAACAUCAAGGUGUUCAGCGGCACGUCGCACCCAGACUUGGCGCAGCGGAUCGUCGACCGGUUGGGCAUCGACGUCGGCAAGGUGGUCACCAAGAAGUUUAGCAACCUCGAAACAUGUGUUGAAAUUGGAGAAUCAGUCAGAGGGGAAGAUGUAUACAUUAUACAAAGUGGUAGUGGCGAAGUUAAUGAUAACUUGAUGGAACUAUUAAUCAUGAUAAAUGCUUGUAAAAUAGCAUCUGCAUCACGUGUUACUGCUGUCAUACCAUGUUUUCCAUACGCUAGGCAAGAUAAAAAGGAUAAGAAUGGCGACAUCCCCGAGAAAGACAAUAAUAGAUCAAGGGCAACCGUCAAGUGCAAUGAAUGGAAGUUUCGGGAGUUAUUUCGAGAUUUUGUGAUCGGCAAUCAGAGUAGAGCACCAAUAUCUGCUAAAUUAGUUGCUAACAUGCUGUCAGUAGCUGGUGCUGAUCAUAUAAUAACUAUGGACCUCCAUGCUUCUCAAAUACAAGGUUUCUUCGAUAUACCUGUUGAUAAUUUAUUUGCUGAACCAGCUGUGCUAAAAUGGAUAAAAGAAAAUAUACCUGAAUGGAGAAACAGCAUUAUAGUGUCACCAGAUGCUGGUGGUGCUAAAAGAGUCACAUCAAUAGCCGAUCGUUUGAAUGUUGAGUUUGCUCUUAUUCACAAAGAAAGAAAGAAAGCUAAUGAAGUGGCAUCAAUGGUUCUAGUGGGUGAUGUUAAAGAACGUAUUGCAAUCUUAGUUGAUGAUAUGGCAGACACUUGUGGCACAAUAUGUCAUGCUGCAGAAAAGUUAACUGAAGCAGGUGCCACUAAAGUGUAUGCAAUUUUAACUCAUGGUAUAUUUUCCGGACCUGCUAUAUCUCGUAUUAAUAAUGCAUGCUUUGAAGCUGUUGUAGUUACCAAUACCAUUCCACAAGAUGGCCAUAUGAAAGAAUGUCCUAAAAUUCGUUGUAUAGAUGUAUCAAUGAUGUUUGCUGAGGCUGUUCGGCGGACACACAAUGGUGAAUCAGUAUCUUAUUUGUUUUCAAAUGUGCCUUAUUGAAAUGUUUAAUCAUGUUUUUAUUAUCAUUGCUAUGUACAUGUUUAUUUAUAUAUUCAUAGAUUCAUACAAAACCUUAUGUGCUCAAUAAAAUAUUGUAAAAUUAUACAGUUUAUAAGAAAUUAAUGUUACAUUUUGAAAUAGAUAAAGUCUGUUAUAAAUGUAAUAAAACACUUUUUUUUUUAAAUGUCAA